This is a messenger RNA of Arabis nemorensis, 324 nucleotides long. The record is from the annotation of a GenBank genome assembly. NCBI's taxonomy places the organism in Eukaryota, Viridiplantae, Streptophyta, Magnoliopsida, Brassicales, Brassicaceae.
AUGUUCUUGUCAAUGAGCUUGACAACACGUGAACACGUGGCCCUCACCGGUUUCGACGGCGUGACAACCAUGACGAUCGGUACUAUCAAGAUGGCAGUAUGUGCCGGCGGAAUAACCAAGAUCGUUAAGUUCGUGGUCAUUGACAAAUCAUGGGGACGCCCUGGCUCUUCUCUCUCCGAGCGGUGUCAUCGACCUAUCAUCAGUGCAUCAAAUUCCAGACCCCAACAGGAGUCUACACAAUCCGAGGAUGCCAGAGGGUUACACGCUUGUGCUUCAUCACCGAGCAGAAACUGCGACGGGUAUCCUGUCGCAUCGUUAACUUAA